GGACCACGCCCACACGCCUCUACUACCACUCCCAGCCUCCCCGGCGGUCACUCGAUCAUGGCCGCGGACGAAGGCAGCCGGCGCAAGGCACGCCGGGAGCUGUGGUCCCUCCCUUUCUUUAUGUAAAGGUCUCGAAAAGAGAAGGAAGCGUCCCGAGAGCUUUUCCCCGCCCCUCCCUCCUGAUAGGCCGCUUCUGCUGGACGAGGCGGACAGAACGGGGGGACGGCGGCAAAUGGGCGAGGCGGAAGGAGGACUGACGCGGCGGGGAGCCAAUGGCGCGGCGGCGGCGCUGUCGCUGGGCGAGCGGGAGGCCUGGCUGGCUGGCGGCGGAGCGCAGUUUGUCGACGAUCGGCGGCGGCGGCGGCGGCGAGCCGGGGACGGGCGGCCUCAGCGGCCUGAGGGAGAAUCCUGGCAUAUUUUGACAGCAGCCUCUUCAUUCACAAAGGAUGACGAGAUUUUUGCGAGAAGAACCAUUCUUUUGAGUUGUGUCCCCUUUGGGGUAGAAGCAGAAUCGUGCUAACUCUCUCAAGAUUCUCCCUGCAAGAUUGGCGUCUCCAGCAUCUAUCAGUCUGGCUGGCUGUUUAGCAUGCAAAUCGUGCACCUUCACUAAUGAGAGGGAGAAUGGGAACCCAGGGCAGCCCUGUAAAAAGCUACGAUUAUCUGCUGAAGUUUUUGUUGGUUGGCGACAGCGACGUGGGCAAAGGAGAAAUCCUGGAGAGUCUUCAAGACGGAGCAUCGGAAUCGCCUUACGCCUACAGCAACGGAAUUGAUUACAAAACCACAACAAUUCUGUUAGAUGGCAGAAGGGUCAAACUGGAGCUCUGGGACACAUCUGGCCAAGGCAGAUUCUGUACUAUCUUCCGAUCCUACUCCAGAGGAGCCCAGGGCAUCCUCUUGGUGUAUGACAUCACCAAUCGCUGGUCUUUUGAUGGCAUAGACCGAUGGAUCAAGGAAAUUGAUGAGCAUGCCCCUGGCGUGCCCCGGAUCUUGGUGGGCAACCGCCUUCACCUGGCCUUCAAGCGGCAGGUGCCCACGGAGCAGGCCCGAUCCUACGCAGAGAAGAAUUGCAUGACCUUCUUUGAAGUCAGCCCGUUGUGCAACUUCAACGUGAUUGAGUCCUUCACCGAGUUGUCCCGCAUUGUGCUGAUGAGACAUGGCAUGGAGAAGAUCUGGAGGCCCAACAGAGUGUUCAGCCUCCAAGACCUCUGUUGUCGGGCCAUCGUCUCCUGCACGCCGGUCCACCUGAUUGAUAAGCUGCCUCUCCCGGUCACCAUCAAGAGCCACCUGAAAUCCUUCUCCAUGGCCAACGGCAUGAACGCCGUCAUGAUGCACGGCCGUUCCUACUCCCUGGCGAGCAGCGGAGGGGGCAGCGGCAGCAAAGGCAACAGCCUGAAGCGCUCCAAGUCCAUCCGCCCGCCACAGAGCCCGCCGCAGAACUGCUCGCGGAACAACUGCAAGAUCUCUUAGCGGGGCAGGCACCCCCGGGAGGGGGGAGUCUCCUCCCACCGCAUGCACCUGCACCUGCUUGCCGAUGUAUAGAUGUCGACACGCACGUCACCCAUUCCUCUGUCACCUCGACGGCCACACGCCCACCGCAUCGGCCACGGGUUUGCAAAGCACCGGCUCAGUGUGGCGGGACCCCAGGCGGAAGGAAAGGAUGGGGCGCACCACGCUAGCUUUCCCGGAAUGCAAUAGGUCUUCCCCUUCUUUGCCAGGAGAGGACCAGCAGCCUCCAGGGCGUGAAUUUUCUUCUUCUUCUGCGUUUUCUUUUUUG
This is a messenger RNA of Crotalus tigris (Tiger rattlesnake), 1774 nucleotides long. RefSeq names its product RAB40C, member RAS oncogene family (gene RAB40C). The transcript is spliced from 7 exons. Gene Ontology annotation, cellular component: synaptic vesicle; endosome; plasma membrane. The record is from RefSeq and is a predicted model, not a curated record. Bases 610 to 1467 code for a protein of 285 amino acids. Gene Ontology annotation, molecular function: GTPase activity; GTP binding. NCBI's taxonomy places the organism in Eukaryota, Metazoa, Chordata, Lepidosauria, Squamata, Viperidae. Gene Ontology annotation, biological process: intracellular signal transduction; protein localization to plasma membrane.